Molecule: messenger RNA, 2309 nt
Organism: Cricetulus griseus (Chinese hamster)
Lineage: Eukaryota; Metazoa; Chordata; Mammalia; Rodentia; Cricetidae
Source: RefSeq, a predicted model, not a curated record
GAUCUGCAGGCCCAAGAUCGAGCUCACCGCAUUGGCCAACAGAAUGAAGUCCGGGUUCUGAGGCUCUGCACUGUCAACAGUGUGGAGGAAAAGAUUCUCGCAGCUGCAAAGUACAAGCUGAAUGUGGACCAGAAGGUUAUCCAGGCGGGCAUGUUUGAUCAGAAGUCCUCCAGCCACGAGCGGAGAGCAUUCCUGCAGGCCAUAUUGGAGCAUGAAGAGGAGAAUGAGGAAGAAGAUGAAGUACCAGACGACGAGACCCUGAACCAGAUGAUUGCUCGCCGGGAAGAAGAGUUUGAUCUUUUUAUGCGCAUGGACAUGGACCGGAGGAGGGAGGAUGCCAGAAACCCAAAGCGCAAGCCUCGCCUGAUGGAGGAAGAUGAGCUGCCCUCCUGGAUUAUUAAGGAUGACGCGGAAGUGGAAAGGCUUACCUGUGAAGAAGAGGAGGAGAAGAUAUUUGGUAGGGGUUCUCGCCAGCGCCGGGAUGUGGACUACAGCGACGCCCUCACCGAGAAGCAGUGGCUCCGGGCCAUCGAAGACGGCAAUUUGGAAGAAAUGGAGGAGGAAGUACGGCUCAAGAAGAGAAAAAGACGAAGAAAUGUGGAGAAAGAUCCUGUGAAGGAGGAUGUGGAAAAGGCGAAGAAAAGAAGAGGCCGCCCUCCAGCUGAGAAACUGUCACCAAACCCCCCCAAACUAACCAAGCAGAUGAACGCCAUCAUCGAUACUGUGAUAAACUACAAAGAUAGGUGUAACGUGGAGAAGGUGCCCUGUAAUUCUCAGUUGGAAAUAGAAGGAAACAGGUCAGGACCUGCCUUGUAUCCCCAUGUCUCUAAACACAGUUCAGGGCGACAGCUCAGUGAAGUCUUCAUUCAGUUACCUUCCAGGAAAGAGUUACCAGAAUACUAUGAAUUAAUUAGGAAGCCAGUGGAUUUCAAAAAGAUAAAGGAAAGAAUUCGUAAUCACAAGUACCGGAGCCUGGGUGACCUGGAGAAAGAUGUCAUGCUUCUCUGUCACAAUGCACAGACAUUCAACUUGGAGGGAUCCCAGAUCUAUGAAGACUCCAUUGUCCUACAGUCAGUAUUUAAGAGUGCUCGGCAGAAAAUCGCCAAAGAAGAGGAGAGUGAGGAAGAAAGCAAUGAAGAGGAGGAGGAAGAUGAUGAAGAGGAGUCUGAGUCAGAGGGUAAGACCCUGCAUCUGGCCCCUUCCACCUAUCGGGCUAUUUCCACAGCCAAAUCUGUGAAGGUGAAAAUCAAACUCAAUAAAAAAGAAGAGAAAGGCCGGGACACAGGGAAAGGCAAGAAAAGGCCAAACCGAGGCAAAGCCAAACCUGUUGUGAGCGAUUUUGACAGUGACGAGGAACAGGAUGAGAACGAACAGUCAGAGGCAAGUGGGACUGAUGAUGAGUGAGCAGUGUGGACUUGAUCUGACUGUGGCAGAACUGAACACUUUCUCCCCCUUUCUCCCUUCACCCCCAGUGAGUUCAUUUGCCCUUUGGGCACUGGGUUAUUCCUCCGUCCUCAUUGUCAUCUAGAGCUAGCUUUAGGAUAGUGCCAGACAAACAUAUGAUAUCAUGGUGUAAAAAAAACAAAACAUGCAUCUACACACACACACACACACACACACACACACACACACACGAAUAUUUGUAACAUAUUGUGACCAAAUGGGCCUCAAAGAUUCAAAGAUUAAAAACAAACAAAAGCUUUUGAUGGAAAAGACGUGGGUGGAUAGUAUAUUUCUACAGGUGGGUCAAAUUUGGUAGCCGUUUGAUGUGCUUGCUUCCAUCAUCUAUCCUGAUGAGGAGAUUUUUAUCUUCUACAGCGCUGAUGACCGGGAGAAGCCAUUAAAAGCCACUGGUUAUUUUAUUUUUCAUCAGGCAAUUUUCAAAAUUUUCAUUUGUUCGGUAUUGUUUUCUUGUUUGUUUGUUUUUUACACUGUGGUACAUAUAAGCAACUUUACUAGGUGACAGAUGUACAGUAGUUAGAAAUCACCUACAUAUACAUUUUUCCAUUUUAUGCUCUAUGAUCUGAAGAACAAACAAAAAAAAAGCUUUUUGACUUGUAUAAGAUUUAUGUCUACUGUAAACAUUGCGGAAUUUUUUUUUCCCUUUGGCUCUUGUUUUAUUGACGCUAUUGACUAUUACAGUGUCUAGAGUGUCCCGAUGGCUUCUUUUGUCCACCUGAGCUCCUGUGUUACCAAUGGGUAUGGUCUCCUUCUCCCUAAAGUGUACUUAAUCUUUGCUUUCUUUGCACAAUGUCUUUGGUUGCAAGUCAUAAGCCUGAGGCAAAUAAAAUUCCAGUAAUUUCGAAGGA